Messenger RNA from Tarenaya hassleriana, 1187 nucleotides. RefSeq names its product protein ATAF2-like. The transcript is spliced from 4 exons. Lineage: Eukaryota; Viridiplantae; Streptophyta; Magnoliopsida; Brassicales; Cleomaceae. Gene Ontology annotation, biological process: regulation of DNA-templated transcription. The record is from RefSeq and is a predicted model, not a curated record. Bases 1 to 933 code for a protein of 310 amino acids. Gene Ontology annotation, molecular function: DNA binding.
AUGGAAUUGCCGCCGGGAUUCCGAUUCCAUCCGACGGACGAGGAGCUCGUGGAUCACUACCUAUGCCGGAAAUGCGCCGGAGAACACAUCUCCGCUCCGGUCAUCGCCGAUAUCGAUCUCUACAAGUACGAUCCCUGGCAGCUUCCGGAUUUAGCGUCGUAUGGCGAAAAAGAAUGGUACUUUUUCUCUCCGAGGGAUCGGAAAUAUCCGAACGGGUCGAGGCCGAACCGGGUGGCGGGAAGAGGAUACUGGAAGGGCACCGGCGUCGAACCCUGUCGUUUUUAUUGUACUUUCUGCAUCACAGAUUUAGCGUCGUAUGGCGAAAAAGAAUGGUACUUUUUCUCUCCGAGGGAUCGGAAAUAUCCGAACGGGUCGAGGCCGAACCGGGUGGCGGGAAGAGGAUACUGGAAGGCCACCGGCGCCGACAAGCCCGUCGGCAAUCCGAAGCCGCUGGCCAUCAAGAAGGCUCUCGUGUUCUACGCCGGCAAACCUCCCAAAGGCAUCAAAACCAAUUGGAUCAUGCACGAGUACCGCCUCGCCAACGUCGACCGCUCCCUUCCCAACAAGAACAACGCUCUGAGGCUGGAUGAUUGGGUGUUAUGUCGUUUGUACAACAAGAAAGGCGCGAUCGAGAAGUGUUAUUGUCCAGACGAUGUGCCCGAGAAGGACGGGGAUACGAAGACGAACAACGAUGUGUCGUGUACUGACGUAACCGAGCACGUGUCGUCGUCGGAGUUAACGUGCGAAAUGGAAGUGCAGAGUGAUCUGAAGUGGAGAGGAUCAGAGGGCAAUGCGUUGGAUGGAUCGUGUAUUUAUUUCGGCGGCCUCGAUUGCUUACGAGAUGACCCUUUUGGUAAUAACCAUGUCGGACACCGUACCGACCAGUUCCAACAUUUCCAAGACGUGUUCAUGGAUCUGCUCAAGCCCUUUUGAAACAAUCCUGUUAUUGUUCGUAAUUGUGGUUCAGCAUCUUGUUCGGUUAACCGAAACCGAUACCGAAGGCGCUGCUGCUCAGUUGUCCGGUCGGAUAUUGCAGAUCUUUACAGGAGAUUCAUGACUGAGAGAGAGAGAGAGAUUUCUUAAUUCAUGUAGUGAAAAUGUACAUUACAUAUUCUACUUUCUCUCUACCAUAUUUUCUCAGGCCUGUAUGGAGGGAAUAGAGAUAUAUCUAUCUACUAAGGCUUACA